Messenger RNA from Anthonomus grandis grandis, 2064 nucleotides. RefSeq names its product somatomedin-B and thrombospondin type-1 domain-containing protein (gene vex). Bases 275 to 1126 code for a protein of 283 amino acids. Lineage: Eukaryota; Metazoa; Arthropoda; Insecta; Coleoptera; Curculionidae. The transcript is spliced from 5 exons. The record is from RefSeq and is a predicted model, not a curated record.
UCACCGCGCAUUGUUUUGCAAUCCCCCGCAACGCGGGAGCCCAAAACGCCGGUUCGUAUCGUUUGUUCACCGGCUCCACGAGACCGCUUAACGCGUUUCCAUCAAGCCAAAAAGCUUAUUGCAGCGGUGCUUUCGAUUUGGAACGAUUCUCCGCGACGCUCCUUUAGUAUAUACCGGUCAACACAUGGACUCGUAAUUUUCCAACCAUUCUCAAAAAAAUUUACUAAAGACCCUAUUUUCGUAAUAAUUGCUUAUUUUCAAACUUUUUCAUAAAAUGGCUUGUACAAUAGGGAAAUUCAUUGUAAUUUUUCUGACUGUGCAAUUUUGGUGUGGGGUAGUUAGCGGAGGCAGUUGCGGGGAAGCGAAAUUAUGCUGCACCGGGCGCGACUCUUCUUGUGUAGUGCAAAAAGCUCCGAUUAACGCGAUUAAUGAGGACUUGAGCGAUAAACCCUGUUAUUGUGACCAUGCCUGCUUAAAACUCGGGGACUGCUGUCCAGAUUUUAAAGAUGCUUGUGGAGUGGUAGACUGUCAGGUGACCCCUUGGGGUCCAUGGUCAUCAUGCGAUGCUGAUUGUGGACCUGGUACAAUGUUUCGCUCCAGGUCGAUCAGAAUGCAGCCUCAAAAUGGUGGACGACAUUGUCCAAGUCUGGAGCAAAGGCGUAGCUGCGAAGUUUCCACUUGCUUUCAUCAUCCAGAUCCCGCAAUUAAAGAAAUUGCCUUGCUUCUUCCUGGUGCCCUGUCCCAAACAAGGAAAACAAACGCUACCAGUGAUAUAAGGAAAAAUUUGAACGUCAGAAAUCCAUCAAGAAACCCCCAAUAUGACCCUCAAAAAACGUACUGCAUGGAGUUUGAGGUGUUAAAAGCGUCCAAAGCAUGUAGAAAAGAGCCUGACUAUAAAACACUUAAAGAAGGUGAAAAAGUCUGCAUCUAUUGCGAAUCUGAGGCUCUACACGAAACUCUAGGAUGGAGAUGUCAAGGGCACGGAGUAGAAGGAAGAGUUACAAGAUGGUCAGCACUCUCAGCACCUCAUUGUCAUGGCAAAUGGUUACGAGCCAGAGGUGAAGUAGAUCGCACUUGUGAGGACCGGACUUGCAAGGAUCCAGAUGCCUCGUUUAUAUUCGUUUAAAAUUUAAGAGAUUCGUUAUUAAACUCGUUUUGUGACCAAAAAUAUGCAUAAAAGUUUAUAUAUUAUUUUAAAGCGUAAUUUAGCAUAUCCUGAAACAAAAUGCAUGGAAACCAAUAUAUAGUGUGUGACAAAAGUAUUCAUUAUUUUAUAUUUUAAUUUUUAUACAGGGCAAUUAGACAAAAGUCCCUUUUUAAAAGUUAGACAUGUAGGGCAGUGUUUAACUCAUUCUUCGACUGAUUUAUGUUUUAGAUUUAUUCUUUAUUAUAAUAUACAUGUGGAAUUCUGUUAACUAAACUAUUUAUAACCUGAACAACUAACGUUUUAAUUUGAUUCUAAUUUAUGAAAAAAAUUAAAAACUUGGACUAUAUGUAUAAAAUUAAAAUGAAGCCCACUAUAAUCAAAAGAAUAGUUUUUAUAUUUACUAACCCUUAAAUAGGUAUACCAAUAAUCUGUUUAAAUUGUAGUUAACAAAACUAGAAUACCAUUAGCAGACUGCGUGUUAGGAUUAUAUAGGAACAAGUUUUCCUAAAUUCGUUUUAUAUACAAAAAAUGAAAACAAUUUUACAUACCAAAUGUCAAAAAAGUGUUCAAUUGGUAUGUUAAAUGCAAAAAAAAUCUAAAAACUUACUACUUAAUUAUAUUAUUGUUAUUCGUAUAGUAUAACCAAAAGUGUUUUUACUAACAAUACUGUAAAUACAUAGAGAUAAUAAUAGUAAUCAAAAUAAAAAUAACCACGGGAAGAAACAAAGAGUGUUCCAGAUCGGGAAUUGCGCUUCUUGCCUUUCUUCCCUAGGUUAGUGAUGUACUGAUUUUCGGUAGUGUCAAUAACCUAUAUAUUUUGUCAACACAUAUCAAGAACUUUAAUAACGAUAAAAGUUUGACUGUUUAUAUUAAUUAUUAUUUUCCCUUAUUAAUAAAAAUAAAUAACAAGUUCCCUG